Chaetomium globosum CBS 148.51 is the source of this 342-nucleotide messenger RNA. RefSeq lists its product as uncharacterized. Bases 1 to 342 code for a protein of 113 amino acids. NCBI's taxonomy places the organism in Eukaryota, Fungi, Ascomycota, Sordariomycetes, Sordariales, Chaetomiaceae. The record is from RefSeq and is a predicted model, not a curated record. The transcript has a single exon.
AUGGCGAGCACCACAACAUGCCCCAGCGUCGCGAUUCCCGACCUCUCCACCCUGGCGGUCCCCCACGACAUCAACCUUAUGGUCAUCCCAGGGACCAGCACGGAGGAUUCCACCAUGAACCUCUGCUGCGAGCCCAGCCCCGUCCACGUCAUCGACAGGUGCUGGGUGUGGUGUGAAUUGCCGGCCUCGUACUGGGUCAACGGCACCCAGUCGAACGACGCCGUGCAACAAGCGUGCAGGCGUCGGAGGCCUGCUUGCGGGCCAACGGCCGCAACGUCACUGGGUUUCCCAUUGCCGGCUGGCAGUUCAAUGCGGCGGGCAGGGCUGGGGCGGACUCGGUGA